CCGGGCGGGCAGAGGAAUUCACGAGGUGCUCACGUUCACCUCCAACGCUAACUCCGCCUAUUUAAUCCCGGCGGCUCCCCCUCGCCUCCUCCCGGCUCUUGCCCGCCCCUUUCGCCCUGGUGGUAGGAAACAUUCCGGUCUUUAACUCGACGUGUCCGGAAAGCUCUAGCCAGUUUUCCUUUCGUUCUGCGGCCGCUGCUGCCAGCCGCACGGCUCCCUCAGACCGGCGGACGCAGCUGCCGCGGGUGAGGCGCCUGGGGGCCGCGGGCCGAGCGGCGGGGCGCCCCGAGCACCAUGCUGGACCCGUCUUCCAGCGAAGAGGAGUCGGACGAAGGGCUGGAAGAGGAGAGCCGCGAUGUGCUGGUGGCGGCCGGCGGCCCGCAGCGAGCGCCACCGGCCCCGGCUCGCGAAGGGCGGCGGGACGCGCCGGGGCGCGCGGGCGGCGGCAGCGCGGCCAGACCCGUGAGCCCGAGCCCCUCUGUACUCAGCGAGGGGCGAGAUGAGCCCGACAGGCAGCUGGAUGAGGAGCAGGAGCGGAGGAUCCGCCUGCAGCUCUACGUCUUCGUCGUGAGGUGCAUCGCGUACCCCUUCAACGCCAAGCAGCCCACCGACAUGGCCCGGAGGCAGCAGAAGCUUAACAAGCAACAAUUGCAGUUAUUGAAAGAAAGGUUCCAGGCCUUCCUCAACGGAGAAACUCAAAUUGUGGCUGAUGAAGCAUUUUGCAAUGCAGUUCGGAGUUAUUAUGAGGUUUUUCUGAAGAGUGACCGAGUGGCAAGAAUGGUUCAGAGUGGAGGAUGUUCUGCUAAUGACUUCAGAGAGGUGUUUAAGAAAAACAUAGAAAAACGUGUGCGGAGUCUGCCAGAAAUUGAUGGCUUGAGCAAAGAGACAGUGCUCAGUUCAUGGAUAGCCAAAUAUGAUGCCAUUUACAGAGGUGAAGAGGACUUGUGCAAACAGCCCAACAGAAUGGCCCUAAGUGCUGUGUCUGAACUGAUUCUGAGCAAGGAACAACUCUAUGAGAUGUUCCAGCAGAUUCUGGGUAUUAAAAAACUAGAACACCAACUCCUUUAUAAUGCAUGUCAGCUGGACAAUGCAGAUGAGCAAGCUGCUCAGAUCAGAAGGGAACUUGAUGGUCGUUUGCAGCUGGCAGAGAAGAUGGCAAAGGAAAGAAACUUCCCCAAAUUCAUAGCAAAAGAAAUGGAGAACAUGUAUAUAGAAGAGUUGCGAUCUUCAGUGAAUUUGCUAAUGGCCAAUUUGGAGAGUCUUCCAGUUUCAAAAGGUGGUCCGGAAUUUAAACUACAAAAACUAAAACGUUCACAGAAUUCUGCCUUUUUGGACAUUGGAGAUGAGAAUGAGAUUCAGCUGUCAAAAUCUGACGUAGUGCUGUCAUUCACCUUGGAGAUUGUCAUCAUGGAAGUUCAAGGUUUGAAGUCUGUUGCUCCCAAUCGAAUUGUUUAUUGUACAAUGGAAGUGGAAGGAGGAGAAAAACUGCAGACAGACCAGGCUGAAGCCUCAAGGCCACAAUGGGGAACUCAAGGUGAUUUCACCACCACCCAUCCUCGGCCUGUGGUCAAAGUAAAACUCUUCACGGAAAGCACUGGGGUCCUGGCCCUUGAAGAUAAAGAACUGGGAAGGGUGAUAUUAUACCCAACUUCUAAUAGCUCCAAGUCAGCUGAGUUGCACCGAAUGGUAGUUCCAAAAAAUAGCCAGGACUCUGACUUAAAGAUCAAAUUAGCAGUGCGAAUGGAUAAACCACCACAUAUGAAACAUAGUGGGUAUUUGUAUGCCCUUGGACAGAAGGUCUGGAAAAGAUGGAAAAAACGUUACUUUGUUCUUGUUCAGGUUAGCCAGUAUACCUUCGCUAUGUGCAGUUAUAGAGAAAAAAAGUCUGAACCACAAGAACUAAUGCAGCUUGAAGGAUACACUGUGGAUUAUACAGAUCCCCACCCAGGCCUUCAGGGUGGACAGAUGUUCUUUAAUGCGGUUAAAGAAGGAGACACGGUGAUAUUUGCCAGUGAUGAUGAACAGGAUAGAAUAUUAUGGGUUCAGGCCAUGUAUAGGGCCACAGGUCAAUCAUAUAAACCCAUUCCUGCGAUUCAAACCCAGAAACUGAAUCCUAAAGGAGGGACUCUCCAUGCAGAUGCUCAGCUUUAUGCAGACCGUUUUCAGAAACAUGGUAUGGAUGAGUUUAUUUCUGCUAAUCCUUGCAAGCUGGACCACGCCUUCCUUUUUAGACUACUCCAGAGGCAGACUUUGGAUCACAGACUGAAUGAUUCCUAUUCUUGCUUGGGUUGGUUUAGCCCUGGCCAAGUCUUUGUGUUAGAUGAGUACUGUGCCCGUUAUGGUGUGAGAGGCUGUCACAGACAUCUCUGCUACCUUACAGAACUGAUGGAACAUUCAGAAAACGGUGCUGUCAUUGACCCAACCCUGCUCCAUUACAGCUUUGCAUUCUGCGCCUCUCACGUGCAUGGCAACAGGCCUGAUGGAAUUGGAACAGUUUCAAUGGAAGAAAAAGAGAGAUUUGAGGAGAUAAAAGAAAGACUCUCUUCCCUUUUAGAAAAUCAGAUAAGCCAUUUCAGAUACUGUUUUCCCUUUGGACGACCUGAGGGUGCUCUAAAAGCUACGCUUUCAUUACUCGAAAGGGUCUUAAUGAAAGAUAUUGCCACUCCCAUACCAGCAGAAGAGGUGAAAAAAGUGGUCAGAAAAUGUCUCGAGAAAGCUGCCUUGAUCAAUUACACCAGACUCACAGAAUAUGCCAAAAUAGAAGGCCCAGCAGAAAAGGAAGCAGAGACCAUGAACCAGGCAACUCCUGCCAGAAAGCUGGAAGAGGUCCUUCACCUAGCAGAGCUCUGCAUAGAAGUCUUACAGCAGAAUGAAGAGCAUCAUGCGGAGGCAUUUGCCUGGUGGCCUGAUUUAUUGGCAGAGCAUGCAGAGAAAUUUUGGGCUUUAUUCACAGUGGAUAUGGAUACUGCACUGGAGGCCCAGCCACAAGACUCCUGGGAUAGUUUUCCUCUUUUCCAACUACUUAAUAAUUUCCUCAGAAAUGACACACUUUUGCGUAAUGGAAAAUUUCACAAACACUUGCAAGAGAUCUUUGUGCCCUUGGUUGUUCGCUACGUGGAUCUCAUGGAGUCCUCCAUUGCCCAGUCAAUUCACAGAGGCUUCGAGCAAGAGACGUGGCAGCCUGUCAACAAUGGCUCAGCAACAUCAGAAGACCUUUUUUGGAAACUUGAUGCACUGCAAAUGUUUGUCUUUGAUCUACACUGGCCAGAACAAGAAUUUGCCCACCACUUAGAGCAAAGACUUAAACUAAUGGCCAGUGAUAUGAUAGAGGCCUGUGUCAAAAGAACAAGAACUGCAUUUGAACUCAAGCUGCAAAAGGCAAGCAAAACAACUGACUUGCGCAUUCCAGCUUCUGUGUGUACAAUGUUCAAUGUCUUAGUCGAUGCCAGAAAGCAAAGCGCCAAACUUUGUGCCCUGGAUGGAGGACAAGAGUUUGGUAGUCAAUGGCAACAAUACCAUUCGAAGAUAGAUGAGUUGAUUGACAACAGUGUAAAAGAAAUCAUUUCACUGCUAGUUUCAAAGUUUGUUUCAGUGUUGGAAGGGGUGCUGUCUAAGCUGUCAAGAUAUGAUGAAGGCACUUUCUUUUCAUCCAUCCUGUCAUUCACUGUGAAAGCAGCUGCAAAAUAUGUUGAUGUUCCAAAACCAGGAAUGGAUCUGGCAGACACCUAUAUCAUGUUUGUUCGGCAAAACCAGGAUAUUCUUCGAGAAAAGGUCAAUGAGGAAAUGUAUAUAGAAAAGCUGUUUGAUCAAUUCACGGGCUUCGCGGUGACACUUCAGCUGUGGCAGUUACAGAAGGUCCUGCUACGUCAUCAUCUCCUUCAUGGUCUGUUGUGUCAGUGUUCACUGUUUGUCAGAUCCGGUGGUCAACAUGAGUCUCCUCUUUCAUAUUUUAUGCUUCUAGCCUCUACCCAGGCUGUUUUACAAUAAAAGUAUCAUCUGUUUUAAUAAGCUAAGUGUUAAUAUGUGUGAAAAGAAUGAUUUCCUAAAAGCUUUGAUGCCCUGCAGGGGUAGAAAAAUUAUCAUCUAUCCAGCUGGCUCUUUUACAAAAUACUGGAACCGUAUUAGCAACUUCUGCUUCCAUUUGGUAUUGCUCUGAAUUUACAAGCAUAUGUUUUACUUCCAAAUUCUCUUUUACCUUUUUUGCUUAUGUGGUAAUUUUCACAAAUGUUGAACAGAAUUGGGAAAUUGGAUUGAUGGUAUUUCCUUUAUGUUUAUUCUUAGUAUAUCUGAAGCAUGUUUUCUAUGAUGGGAAAAGAUAGAAUCAUCUGGAAAUAGGCCACUAUAGGUAGGGAGGUAGGGGUGUGUGUGUGUGUGUGUGUGUGUGUGUGUGUGUGUGUGUGUGUGUGUGUUCUUAACAUCUUCAACUUUUUAUCUUGGUGACCUAUUUACUACAAAGCCAGCCAUCAGUUCAUAACAGAGGUAGAAUUUUUUCGCUAUAAAGAUAUUCCCUACUUCGUCUCUCUCACAUUCACCAAACUUUCUUUGAAGACUUUUUGUGUGACAACAAUAAUCAACAGAGCUGACUGAAGUAGAGUCAACAUUAAAAGGGCCAACAUUAAAAUUAUGUCUAGUUUAGGGGGCACCUGGCUGGCUCUGUCGGUAGAGCACAUGACUCUUGAUCUUAGGGUCAUGAGUUCAAGCCCCACAUUGGGCAUAGAGCUUUCUUUAAAAAAUGUAAAAGUAUGUCUAGGUUAAUUGCCCUGGUUAUGUACACUUUCCUUUGAUACCUAAGCGUCUGACAUGGCGGUAAGUUUGCUUCUGAAAAGAACUCUUGACAAGCAACUGUUCUGUUUUGGUUGUGAAGGUUUUGUCAUUUUGCGUAUCCCCAGUAGAACAGUGGACUUGUUACUUGUGAAAUAGUUAUAAUGUCCUUAAACAUUCUAAUAUUUUUAAAUUGCACAUUUUUAUUACUGUAAUUAAAAAUAAAAAGUAGACCCUAAUUCUAUUGAUAUGUCAUCAAGAAUAACAUGUAUGAGGGGUACUAAGAGCCCCUAAUUAGCCAAGACUGAAUUUGCCUCAAUUAUAGUUAGUAAAUGAGAGGUUAUCAAGUAUGUGUUGAAAGGUAAAACAGAAUGUGUAUCUUAAGCAACAGAUCAUUACUGAGAGACAUUAUAUAAUUAUUGGAAAUCCUCUUGGCUGGAGUUUAAAAUAGUAUUGUUAGAUGUCAAGAAACAGUUGAAAAUAAUGACCCUAUAAAUAGUGUUGGCAACCUUAGUCUAUUACAGAUAAAAGAUUGAAGAGAACAAUUUUAUUCAGGCAUCACGACAAACUUUUGCUAUUUCAAUUAAA
This is a messenger RNA of Prionailurus viverrinus (fishing cat), 5349 nucleotides long. RefSeq names its product calcium dependent secretion activator 2 (gene CADPS2). The record is from RefSeq and is a predicted model, not a curated record. The coding region runs from base 295 to 3987 and encodes 1230 amino acids. The transcript is spliced from 28 exons. Gene Ontology annotation, cellular component: glutamatergic synapse. Gene Ontology annotation, biological process: synaptic vesicle exocytosis; positive regulation of exocytosis; dense core granule exocytosis. NCBI's taxonomy places the organism in Eukaryota, Metazoa, Chordata, Mammalia, Carnivora, Felidae.